Messenger RNA from Apis cerana (Asiatic honeybee), 2344 nucleotides. RefSeq lists its product as uncharacterized. NCBI's taxonomy places the organism in Eukaryota, Metazoa, Arthropoda, Insecta, Hymenoptera, Apidae. The record is from RefSeq and is a predicted model, not a curated record.
AGAACAGCCGUGCACGGGACUCCCGCAAUUUGUUCGCACCGGUUCGAGGGAAACACCACGAAGGCAAAGCCGCGGGUUUCAGUCGAGACCGCGGGCGAUCCACUUGAGGCCGCCAUCUUGACCGCCUUACCCUCGAUCCCUGGGCUCGGGAUUUCAUCUCUCGAACGAAUUUCUUCUCCGCCGAGGCGUCGAAGGAGCGUUAGCAACAUGAGGUAUUCGGCUUUUUGCAUGUUGCUGCUAACGAGCGAGCCUCUAAUCACUUAUGCCAACAAGGUGGUACUGGUGAUUCCGCAACAGACGAGACGCAUGUACAAUGGUGGUUUGGGACCAUCAUGGCAGCCACGUUUCAGAAAAUCGUCCCUCGGUAACGAGGUUCAUUACCAAAAGUACCAUCAUACCCCUCCUGUGCACCAUUUCCCGAAAAAAUCUGCGUACAGAAGCCCUCCGUUCCCUCACGGAGGAGAUGACUUCGAUCAAGGCUACGAACACGUUAACCACGUGCGUAUUCCCCACGGAAAGGACAUCAGCCAUGCCAUUUCGUUUGGAAAAGGUUAUAUCCCUUAUGACAAGAUCAAAGGCAGUUUCUCAUUAGGUCGUGAGAGGAAGCCAAGCUUGCAAGAACAAAACUAUCAACCGGAACCAGAGUUUUCGUCAAGCCAGUACACUUUGCCCGAUUCCGAUUACUCACCUUCGGGACAAUCGUACGAAUCCUCGCAUUCGGAAACCUUCUUUCCCGAUCCGGAGACUGCCUUAAACUACAACGAGAGGCGCAACGAUCGCAAAAAGUUCUACUCUUCCCGAUCAAUCGAGAAGGAUAUCAUCGGGAAUAAUCCUUUGAGCUUUGCCGCGGACAAGGAUCAGAUUCUUUUGCUGCAACAGAAAGGCGUGGACCUGUACAAAAAUAUAUCCCCUCAGCCGCAAGAUGGCGUACUGUUGCCGAGUGGCGUUCCUUCGGCCACUAUAGGCGAUAGUAAAGAGGGGAUAGUGUUGAGGGACACGGUGGCCCUAGACGAGUACCAACAGAAGCUCCAAGAAAUGACCAAAUCCUGGCCGCAAUUCUUGUCCAAUCCGGCCACCGCUUUUGCCAACAAUUAUCAAAGCCAGCACGUGACAGCGAGUUACUCGACAGAUGGCUCUUCGGUUUCUGGUGGCUUCAGUGGCUCCAUCGAUUGGCCAACGAACUUCGCUCAACCGAAGCAAGGUUACGACGUUAAGGAGGAUACUGUAGAACAGCCGCAGAAUUUCAGGAUGCCUGUUCACACUUCUUAUAAUACUGUCUCUGUUCCUGUAAGCAUGGCGAUACCGGCCAUCGCGCAGGCUGUUCAUGGAUAGAGAUAUUGAUAGAGUUUGAUUUUAAACCAUUUGGCUCUUUGCGAGCACCUUUCAAAUGACAUGCAUGGAGGACGGAUGCACGGACCCAUGUGCAAUUAGAUUAAGAUAUUCGUGGGAUGCGGAGAAAGGUUGUUUCUUUAAAGGUAGUAUAGCGAAGGAACCUUUUAACGUUUCGUUUAUUACCAAUUUUGUAAUUAGAGGUGAAAUUUAGAAUAAAAAUCAUAAAGUUUGAUAAGGAUGUAAGAUAUUUUUAUUAAUUUAUUGCAGUAAAUUUUAUAGUGUUUCAAUUUUAAAUUUUUUGAAUGGUGAAACUAUGAAGUUUUCAAUCACAAGCAUGAUAAAUACAAUUUGUUCAUAUUAUACGGAAUGGAAAAAAAGAAGUGUUUGAAAAAAAGAUUAUUCUAAAUUAUUCUAAAUAUUUAUCUAGAGAUUUGAAAUUGUCACAAAAUAGAUAUUUUUGAAAUAUUAUAUAUAUAUAUAUCUAGAUUUUAUUUCAGUAAGAAUAGUCUUCUACAUUAUAACAGAUUGAAGUUUGCGACUAUUAGAUAUUAAUUAGAAAUAUCGAGAAAUUAAGAUUCGAUUAAAAAAUGAUGAUUUUUGAAAGUUGCAAACGUCCUUGAGAAAUUUAAUAUCUAUCUUAUAAUCGCAUAAUUCACAAUCGACAUGCAAGAGAGUAUUUGUCAUUCUAUGCAUCUAAUAUAUAUGUUCAUCGGUGAAAGUAAUCUUUCUUUUUAUCCACCAUUUUGCGACGAACAGUUAGACGAGAUAGGAAAGCACUUUUCUUCUCUAGAAAGUUACUUGAAAACCAAGGAUUGCAUUUUUUUUCUGCACGAAACUUGUGAAUCGUUUAAAUUGUACGCAUCAAAGGGAGAAAAAUGACAAAUAUUUAUUUUUCUAUCCUGUUAAUAUGUGUCUGUAAUGUGUGUAUGUGUUAGUAUUUGUGCAAUAUAGUUUAAACGUUCAAAUAGGAACGAUUAAAACAAGAUUUUAAUAAACCAAAAUACACACUCUA